AUGCAUUUCUUGACACGAGCCGCACGAUGGAAAAUUAUAUUUAAGAUCAUUUCAGCAGAAGUUGGACCAGAUAAAGCUCAUUACAUUAAAAUGCCAGAUAGUAGGCCAGAGGCAGAGAAUACUACGAUAAAUAAGGAGAAAAGGUUUCCUCGUAGGAGGUUUGUGGGGAAGAAGUUGAGUUCAGACCUGGGAGAUGGCACAGCCCUUGUUAAAUCAUCUCAUCGGAGGCAUGUUGGAAGAGCUGUGAAUCAGGUCCCAGAUGAAAUAUUGAAUGACGAGAGUCUCAACGAAGCCUUGAGGUUGUUGCCACUGAAUUAUAAUUUUGAAAUACAUAAGACAGUUUGGAACAUCAAGAAGCAAAAUGCAAAAAGAGUAGCAUUACAAAUGCCAGAGGGCUUAUUAAUUUAUUCAUUAAUUAUAUCAGAUAUAUUAGAACAGUUUUGUGGAGUGGAAACAGUGGUGAUGGGGGAUGUUUCGUAUGGAGCUUGUUGUAUUGAUGACUACACGGCGAGGGCAUUAGGUUGCGACUUUAUUGUACACUAUGCUCACUCAUGCUUGGUGCCUAUUGAUAUAACUGCUAUCAAAGUAUUGUAUGUCUUUGUCACUAUAAAUAUCGACGAAAACCAUUUACUCAACACCUUGAAAAGGAACUUUGACAAAGAAUCACAUCUAGCUGCAUUUGGAACUAUUCAGUUUAAUCCCACUAUCCAUAGCGUUAAAGCUAAGCUUGAGCACGAUGAAGAACACCCGAUCUUUAUAACCGCACCACAAUCCAUGCCCUUAUCGAAAGGCGAAGUUUUAGGCUGCACUUCUGCCAGAAUGAAUAAAGACCAAAUCAACGCGAUGGUGUACGUUGGUGAUGGAAGAUUUCACCUUGAAAGUGCAAUGAUUCAUAAUCCAGAGAUCCCAGCCUUCAGAUACGAUCCGUAUUCGAGAAAGUUUACUAGAGAACGUUAUGAUCAGAAACAAAUGAUAAAAGUUAGGGAAGAUGCAAUAAGCGUAGCUAAGAAGGCUAAAAAAAUCGGUUUGAUUUUAGGUGCCUUAGGAAGGCAAGGGAAUCCAACAACUUUGGAUAAUAUCGAGAAUGCAUUAAAUCAAAGAGGCAUUGAAGUGAUAAAGAUAAUUCUUAGUGAGAUUUUCCCCCAAAAAAUCGCUAUGUUUGAUGAUAUAGACGCAUUUGUACAAGUAGCUUGUCCCAGGUUAUCAAUUGAUUGGGGUUAUGCCUUCGAUAAGCCUCUUUUGACGCCAUAUGAAGUCAUGGUUAUGCUUGAUCUUGAUCAAAAAUGGCGUCAAGACUAUUAUCCUAUGGAUUACUAUUCAAAAGAUGGAUACGGUAGAGGAAAAAUUCCCAGCCAUACAUUAUAA
Molecule: messenger RNA, 1365 nt
Organism: Priceomyces carsonii
Lineage: Eukaryota; Fungi; Ascomycota; Pichiomycetes; Serinales; Debaryomycetaceae
Product: 2-(3-amino-3-carboxypropyl)histidine synthase
Exons: 1
Coding region: 1-1365 (454 amino acids)
Biological process (GO): protein histidyl modification to diphthamide
Molecular function (GO): 2-(3-amino-3-carboxypropyl)histidine synthase activity
Source: RefSeq, a predicted model, not a curated record